CCCGUCCGCUCUUCCCUAGUUAAACAGUUUACCGGCGGAUUAGUAGUCAGGUGGGUGACCACUGGCGAAUCCCCGCUGUCGUAUGUUUUUGGCUUUGAUUUUUUGCUUUCUGACAUGGGUCACGUGGGCGGGUUUAGGCGAGCGUUGGAUCCUCGCGACUACGUGCAUGUCUAUUCCAAUCUAGAACAAGAACUCUGA
Bipolaris victoriae FI3 is the source of this 198-nucleotide messenger RNA. RefSeq lists its product as hypothetical. NCBI's taxonomy places the organism in Eukaryota, Fungi, Ascomycota, Dothideomycetes, Pleosporales, Pleosporaceae. The annotation marks the transcript as partial. The record is from RefSeq and is a predicted model, not a curated record. The transcript has a single exon.